AUGCUUCCAGUCCUUCCAUAUCUAAACCUCGCUAUCAACAAUAGCGGUGGAAUAUACGUGAGAGGACGAAGAUUGCCACCACUUUUUCGUGAGAGAGCUUUGGAUUUGAAUCAUCAGAAUUAUUCGCAACGGCAAAUUGCCCGGUCAAUGAGAAAAAGUCGGCACUUUGUCCAGAAUGUUCUUCACGGCUACGAUUGCACAAACUCUUACAUUCCACCUCCAAAGUCAGCUUACCCACGCUAUAAAAUUAUGCCCGAUGUCAUCGACUACAUUGAAACGGAAAAACUAAUGAAACCAAGUAUAUAUCUGACUGAGUUGCGUGACAAUUUGGUCCUCGAUGGUGUGGUUAACGUUGAACAUGUCCCGAGUAGAGCAGCAAUAUCAAAAUGCAUUAGAUCAGAUCUGUUGAUGUCUUACAAAAAGCUAAGUGUUACGCCAUUGGAAUCGACAACGGCAAAUAAUGUUGCUUUGACAGAUGCUUACCUGGAAGAAGUAAGUGACCUCAAUCCAGCCACGCUUCACUUCUUUGAUGAAAGUAGUGUAAUAAAGACGACGGGGAAUCGAAAAUUUGGUUGUAAUUAUAUCGGAAAACCGGCUUUUGAGUUCCAAAGAUAUGCAUCUAAUGCCACCUACACAAUAAAUCUGAUGCAUUCAAUGCAAGGUGUAGGCUAUAUGAACGUCCUUGAGGGACCCUCGAAUGGAAAUUCAAUGUUACUGUUUUUUGAAGAGGCAGUCGAAAUACAAAAAAGGGAUGGAUCUCCUGUUUUGGAAAGGGGUGAUACAGUUAUCAUGGACAACUGUGGUUUUCACCAUGGUAACUUUGUCGAACCAAUGUUGACCGAAAUGUUGGCCGAGUACGGCGUUCGUCUAAUCUUCCAACCUCCAUAUUCACCUCAUUUGAAUACUUGUGAGUUGUGUUUUCACCAAAUAAAAUGUUCCUUGAGGCGCAAUCAACUAGACGCCGAAUAUUUCACUGAAAUUGCAAUAUACAAUGCAUGUCUUGAAAUAUCAGCUGAAAACUCUGCAGCAUAUUUUAGGCACUGUGGAUAUUUGUUGUAA
Molecule: messenger RNA, 1059 nt
Organism: Paramuricea clavata
Lineage: Eukaryota; Metazoa; Cnidaria; Anthozoa; Malacalcyonacea; Plexauridae
Source: the annotation of a GenBank genome assembly